Zychaea mexicana is the source of this 5989-nucleotide messenger RNA. RefSeq lists its product as uncharacterized. The coding region runs from base 114 to 5876 and encodes 1920 amino acids. Lineage: Eukaryota; Fungi; Mucoromycota; Mucoromycetes; Mucorales; Lichtheimiaceae. The record is from RefSeq and is a predicted model, not a curated record. Gene Ontology annotation, molecular function: lipid binding. The transcript is spliced from 9 exons.
AGUUUCAAUCAGAACCGUCAUGCAAAUUUGGAGCGUUUGUCAUAUUGCCCGUCCUCACGUUUUUUUCUUCUUUAUACUUUAUCUCCCAAAACCAUUUUCAAUGAGGUGUUGACAUGGACUUAACUAAAACCUCACCACCGCGGCACCAACAGCACCAACAUUCGGAAUCGAGACUAGACAUUUUACGCGGAGCGAUCAGUCGUUACUCUCACAUUAUCAAUACUGACACAAAAAACCAUUGGAGAAAGUUAAAAACCCAAAACCUUCCGAGAUCGUCAAGAAUCCAUGUCCACAAGCGAUCCGGAGGAGCUUCCGAAAUUUACAAGAUCGAGGUCGAUAUUACUGCUCGAGCCGACCGCACUUGGACACUAAGCAGUUGGCAUGCAUUAUUCCAAUCUGUCGGAACUCGGAAACUAUGGGAUCAGAUGAUGGAUGAGGUGCAGGUCUUGGACAGACCCGAUUCAAACACGGUUAUUACACAUAGAACUUUCAAGGGCAGCAGCAAUGAAGGAUGCGUGUUUGCAGAGAGAACAAUACGGAAACCCAGCAUGAUACGUCACAUUGUCACAACAACAACGCCCCAUCAGGACGACAACGAACAGUAUGCAGCCGCGUGUCCGGCCUUGGCUGGCUACGACGUACGGAUAUCUCCCGAAGACGACCCCAACUUGGAUUCGCGUGUCACCUUCUACUAUGAAAUCGUAUCACCGACGCUAUCAGAAGAUGUACUCGAGCCGUACGUUCUCUCGCUUGUGACUGGGCCAUUGUCAACACUGGCAUUACAUGGUGCCCCACCCGAUAUUCUUCGUGAACCAGAUUCGUUUGUUAAGAGUCUAGUCUACAAUCCCGAUAGACGCACUUGGGAUCUUGUUUACCAAGUGUCAAACGCAGCGUCAUCGAUAGGACAGCAUCAGCAUCAUCCAUCAUCGUCAUCUUCUUUCGCAACAGCGAGUGGUGGAAAAGUCGGCAGUGGAGGAGGAGGAUCAGAACCAGCGUCACCCUCAUCUGCCGUUGGGAGUAUUAGCAUCCAACCCCCUCGCAAAGGCAGCCUUGCUUCGAGUAGUAUGCAUUGGCAAGGAGGAACAGGUUCAUGGGAUCGAUCCAAUACAUCACCACUACAGCUUGCAUCAUCGCUACGUCAUCGACGAGGUAGCUUUAUGGGGCCGUUGCUACUACCACCGUCAUCCUCUUUAUCAUCGAUACAUUCACGAGGAUUCCACAAAGCAUCGACGGCUAUAUCUCCAACGAUUUCACCAUCCUCUCCGCAACAAAAGCGUGUCUUGUUUAGCUCGUCGUACACGUUUGGCAGGAAUGAUGACACGAAGAGCAACAGAGGGAUGGAAUGGGGCCGAACACCAGACUUAGUAGUUGAAUUGGACAGCAAGACAUGGGCCGGACGAUCAGCAGCAGCCGUUGAUUUACAGUUGGAAGUGUCAGUGGCGGGUAUGGGUGAAUUGGACUCGAAAAUGGUCGACCAAUUUGCUCAGUUGUGCAUUCGGUGUUAUGCGGAACGACAGCCACCACCUGACGAUGACAGCUACUACCGCUAUUUUGUGACACUGUACCACCCUCCACAGCUGAUCCAGUACCUCAUUAAAGAAAACGAGGAGUCGGCAGCAAACUUGGCUCGCGAGCCUGUGACGGGGCCGCGCGACGAAAUUAAUGUGAAUUUGCGACUUACGCCCAGAAAGCGAAGCUCUGGUAACGACGAUAUUGGAGAAGAAGACGCACAACAAUCGGAUAAUAUGGAUUUUGCGCUGUUUGUGAAUGGGAAAGAGUGGCCUUUUCGUUCUUGGGUCGGUGAAUCUUUGUUUUUCGACGAAAACAGUAGUGGCACUAGCAGUGAAGAGGAUGAGGAUGUCGAUGUCGAUAUCGAUAUUGGUGAUCAUGAUGUUUUCGUGGACGACAUGGAGGAUGGAGAUGUCAAUGAGAAUUUUGUCGCAACAAAAGAAAUGACACCUUCCAUCGAGCUCGAGCCAGUGGCCGUUAGCCGAUCCGAUCAAAUAGUUUCAACAUCAUCAUUAUUAGGUGAAAAUCAAGGGUCAAGCACAGCAAGCUCAAAGGAAUAUGCAGCAACAGAAGAGCAGAAAACGGAACAUUAUGACACUAUUGAGAACGCUGAACAAGAAGAAAAGCAAGAGCAAAUGGAGCCAAGGAUGAGUAAAGAAGGAGAAGCUGACGAUGUCAUGGAUAUCCCAAAGACCGAUCCGGAACCUGUCCUAAGGAUGCGUAACUACUUUGAACGAUUGAUCCGGUCUGAAAAAUGGAAUAUGGUUCAAGCACCCGAGCCAAGUAAUUUAUUUGUGACCAUUCGAAAGCUGGAGGUGCCGGGUCAUCCAACAGGGGCUUACCUUAGCGAGGCGGUCUGGAACGACUGUAGCGUUUGGGACGUCAAGGCGGUGGUGAGUUGCGUUGGUGCUAGAAAAAUAUGGGAUUCAACGUAUGAGGAUGGUGUAUUCCUGCAUCAAGUAUCCAAUACAUGCACACUGUGGCACCACAAAAUGAAAGGAUUUUGGACAGUCAGUCCUCGAGACUGUGUAACAUUUACAAGUGCAUAUACGUCAGCGUCGUGUAUUGAUCUUUGCUCCACUUCAUGCAUGAACGACUCUUAUGAUCACCACAGUUUACCGACCAAUACGCCUGGCUAUGUACGCGCACGUUUGGAUUUGUGGAAUUGGCGAAUUGAAAGAAUUGAUGGUGAAGCAACCUCUGUCAAGCUUAUCAACCAGGCCAAUCUCCAAGGCUGGAUACCAUCGUAUGUGCCCAACAGCUUAUCCGGUCACAAUGCUGAUCUCGUUAUGCGCGCACACCAAUUCUUCAAUAAGCAUGGAGCACCCCCAGACUUGACCAUGCUCGAACACGGUAGUCUUGUCAACGUUUCAUACGAUCAUCAUCGACAAAGCUGGCGUUGUGAAUAUACUCGGUGGACAGAAGAUAGCACCAGUACGUCAGAAUCAUCAAGUACAUCGGCUGAAGUGCGAAUUCGAAGACGUCUGGGACGAAGCUAUAACGUUGUGAUUGAUCCACCACCAUCAUCGGUCAAGGCGAGCACUCGAACACAUGAUCCCUAUGGUAUUUGGCUCGAAAUCAGUCACCAGGAGAGCGACAUCAUUCCCCAACGUGGAAAGAUAUUGCUUCUAAUCAAACCAGGAUUUGACGACGAUCAAGAAAAGGUGGUGAUCAAUGGUGAUGCUACUGCUGUGGACAAAGAUUUUGUCAAAUCAAUGCGGAUAAAGGAAAAGCUUGUUGUCAAAGUGGAUCACGGCAUUGAAUCUGAUUCUGAUGAACCACCGCCGCAAGUCAUGCCUCGACAAGCUUCUGCUGCUCAAGCACCUAUUACAGCAACAGGAUUCAUUGAAGACGACGAACAAAGGAAAGCAGUAUCUGCACUGGGAGGAGAAGAAAAAGGUGUAGAAAAGAAUAUUACGACAAUAAUCGAGAGUCUACCGAAGUCUCCGGAAGAUCUUGCACAAUCAGCCCUAGCAUUUCUUACACGAGUGUCAGACCAACAGUUUGGAUGGUCAAACGUAUCUGACAAGAACGGUUUGAAGGUCAGUAAACGACCAGGUACCGCGAAAUUGACAAACAGCUCUACCGAAAAGAUAAUGCAAAUGUUUAUGGGCGAAGCAAUGGAGAUACCCGAACCUUCGGUAAUUGUCAAAGCUACCAAGGUUAUUGAAGGCUUUUCGUUGGAAGAAGUAGCAUCCAUCGUUACAAAUACGGGUAAUCUUCGCAAACAGUACGAUGAAGCAGUGGAAGAGAUCGAAGUGCUUGCUCGACUACGAAAUGGAUGUCAGAUCGUCCGGCAACUAGUUAAAGGCAUAUUUCCUUUCAAAUCCCGAGAGAUCUAUGUAUCUGCAUGUACAGCUUAUGAAAAAGCACAUCUCACGACCAACCCCUCCGCCAAGCGUAUUCUUUAUGUUGAAGCAUCUAUACCCAACUUUCCCAGUUCAUCCGAUCCAUCCAAACGACCACCGGCCCUAUUUUUCUUAUCCGGAUGGAUUUUGGAAGCCAUUGAUCCAUAUACCACAACUACCAACCAUCCCAUUCCAAGCAUGCGUGCCACAUGCUUAGCAUCUCUAGAUUUGGGAUCUUCUGUACCAGCAUACAUGAGUAAUCUGGUCACCACGGGCCUUCCAAAACGAAUGAAGGCUCUUGAGAAGCUACUACACUCACAAGGACCAGCACCGUAUUUGGGACAUCCAUAUGCAGCACAGGUCUUUUCUGGCGGUAAAUUAGUCGACGAGCUAUCAGCUCAAGGCCCCCUCGAAUGGACCAUGGUCGAUAUUACUUAUGACAAGGACAAAUAUGUCUUCACUUGUGACGCGUCGUUUCGACUGUUAUCAUCACCAUCAAAAAAGACGAUUGGAAACGUACCCAACAAGUCCAAUUUGAGCACGUCAUUAGUAAAAUCAAAUCGACAGCAACAAGGAUCAGUAUCCACAGGAUCUAUGACGGCAACGACGAGUAGUAGCACAACGAUGGGCAGCAACAGUAGUGUUUCAAGUGAUAUAAGCAGCAGUAAUGCCACCAUUUCUACAACCUCAAAGAUUGCGUGUGGUAGUACCGGCCGAGCAGGUGGAGGAGCCGUGACAACGAGCAUCCCUCCUGGAGAAACAUCCGCAUCCAUUGCUACGACAACACCUCCAACAGCAACCAAGAGCUCAACAUCUUCAUCAUCUCGAAGCAACGAUACUAAUACCUCCUUACUGCGAGCCAUCCUUGAUUUACGAAACUACAGCAAGGGAUAUGAACUCAAUGUCAAUAUGAACCGACGCAUGAGUAACAGCAGCAACAACGCUACCACCACAAUUGCAAAGAAUGUGCUGAUGACAGGCGGCGAAGAAAAGGAUGUCUCGAGCAUGCUAUCCGUCAAUGUAUCUGAACUGGCUCCUGAACCAUCCCACCUCAUUGCAAAUACCAACAAUAACGAAGUAGUACCUCGAAAACACGCCAUCGAAAUUACAGCAAAAACAGCAAUGCUAGCGCACGACAAAGUGUAUGCUUUGGAACUGCAAUUGAUACCCGUUACCGAAGAAUGCUUACAAAAGCGUGAAACAAGACUGACAGUUUCUGGCGUCCUUGGCGAGGAUGAUGGACAAUGGCAUGGUAUUGUAAUGCUUAACGGACAAGAGAUGAAAGUCGAUUCCACAGUUGAGGUCGCAGCUUCACCUAUCAUCGAAAGCCCAGUCAUACACCAAUCGUACCAUCAGCUUGAUCAAGAAGAUGAUCCGGAGCUGCUGGUAACGAAUCAACAGCAGCAGCAACAACAACAACAACCCUAUGAUGAAGCCAAUGCAUCCGUAGAGCAUAAUCUGGACGAAUCAGUAUCUGUGUUAGGCGGUGGUGUUGUAGCAGCUGCUCUUGGCGGCGUCUCAGCCAGUGUCAAUCAAAUCCAAGAUUUUCGUACAAGAAUGUUUUCGCCUUUCCGCAAUUCUACCUCGUUUUUGGCUGGUGUAUCUACUGCAGACGAGGAUGAUUUCUUUGAAUCACCGGCUUCAACACCAUCAGAGUCCUCGAUAGAAGGAAAAGAUGCAUUCCCAAUGCCUACUACUGGUGAUGACACUGCUACCACUGCUACACAACAUGUACAACAUCGACGCAGUCGACAUCGCUCUAAAUCCGCGCCGGAUUCUGUUACGCGGCGGACAGCAUCAGCAACAGUAAGAAGAACCACUGGUACAUCAACAAUCAACAAAAGUGGUUUUCUUGUCAUGAUUCUACUGUUACUACUUAUCUUGAUGGCAACGAUACGAAUACCGACUAAAGAAGAGGUGCUGGACACCUAUACCAAUGCAACAAGGUUACGGCAAUUAUGGCGAAUACCUUGGAUGAGCGGCUGGCAUAUUGAAAUUAUCGCUGUGCAACAUCAGUGAUUAUUCGCUUUUCUCCUCCACUGUGUUUGCGUUCGUUCCUUUAUGUUACAUAGUAUAUAAAUUGCAUUUCUCUGAUUGUAAAUAAAUUCUCUUAUAUCUUAAGCUGUUGCCGA